AUGGUGUUCGUGCUGACGGUGCAUCAGGACGCUGACGAUGCUUCGCUGUCCGAAAGCUAUGACCAGAUCCUGAGGAUCCAUGGCCUUGGAUGGACCAUCCCGGCCGUCUUCGUCAUUGUUUCGGAAGGCUCGGCGGCCUCCAAGACGAACGCGGAGAGAUGGGAGGACAGCCUCGUGCUCUGGACGAGAGUGGCCGAAAGUCUCCGGAACCUUUGCCAGCCUGUUUACGGGAUCGCAGCAGAAGGGCUGAAUUUGCCCGGACUGCUGGUGCUGGACGCCUGCGACUACGUCUUGGCAAGCAAGCCCCAUGCAGGCAGGGAAACAAACGCUGCCGUGGUCUAG
Molecule: messenger RNA, 342 nt
Organism: Symbiodinium sp. CCMP2592
Lineage: Eukaryota; Dinophyceae; Suessiales; Symbiodiniaceae
Source: the annotation of a GenBank genome assembly